Messenger RNA from Megalopta genalis, 2321 nucleotides. RefSeq names its product TATA box-binding protein-associated factor RNA polymerase I subunit C-like (gene TAF1C-like). NCBI's taxonomy places the organism in Eukaryota, Metazoa, Arthropoda, Insecta, Hymenoptera, Halictidae. The record is from RefSeq and is a predicted model, not a curated record.
CCUUUUAAUCCAGAAGGCUACCAGAACAGCAUGUGGAAGAACGUGUCAAGAAAAUUGAUAGCAUUAUGUGUUGUAAAUAUCCUGAUACCAGUGCAGCAAACAUCGAAACAGUAUUGUAAUGGUUAAUAUUAACAGUUUAUAAACAAAUACAAUGGAAGACCUAGGUAUUUUAUCGUCGAAAGCAUAUAAACGUGCUGAGACGAACUUAAGAAAUAGAUUGAAACCAUCUAUUUUGAAAAAUUAUCCACAUUACCUGGUACCAGGAUAUAAUUUACAUAAUAAUUUCUCUGUGGAUGAUGUUGAUUUGGAGGAUGCUGUCGGAAAAUACCACGAUUAUCCUUACCACUGUGAUUUACCACGACCUUUAUUACCACCUGCAAAAAUACCAAGAACUGUAAUCAAUAAAGAGGACCCUGCGCUAGAACUUCUUACACUUAAGAAUCAUAUCAAUGAUGAUAUACAAAGGCUAAAGCAUUAUUAUCUUAGACACGAGAAAGAAUUAGGACAAACGUACAAAAAAGAUAUAAAAUGGAAACAUACAGACAGAAUUCUUACUGCUAAAGUACCUAGAUAUGUAGCUGAUAUAGCAGAAAUUAUGGCUCUGGAUCCAGAUCCACAUUUUGAAGGUUCUUACAAUUGGUAUUUCACUGGGGGAACUAUCAAUCAAUUAAAGAUGCAUAACAGAAAUAUAUUACUGUUUCCUUUUAAGGAUGAGUUAGUUGCCACACCUGUUGUUAAUGUUGAUGAAUUCUUUUGGAAACCAGUGCUUCCAAAAGCAGCUAAAUGUGAGCUGAAUGGUUCACUAUUUGAAUUAAAACACAGUAUUAAUCCUAAUUCAUGCACAAUUUUGGGUAGAUACAAGGAUCACUGUAAUUUUUAUAUAUUAUCUGAAUGUAAUGAGAAAUGGAAUCUCACUGAAAUUCAUAGACAACCAUCAAGUAUUCCAUUAGUUAGUGCAGAUUUAAGUUCAUAUAAUACUAAUCAAUAUUGCACAGUAAAUUCAGAGAGAACUGUUACUCUUUGGGACGUGACAAAAAUGAAACAUAUAUGUAGCAACACUGUAAUGCAAACUACUGUGGCAGAUGAUUUAUGGGCAAGGGUAAAAUUUGAAACAAUGGAUCCAAAUAUUAUUCUAUUUGUAGACAGAUGUUGCCUUCAUUAUCUUGAUACUAGAAUUUCCUUUGAUUGUCCGACGUUAUCAUUGUGCCCAAAGUCAUUCCUGGAAAAAUGCGAAAGUAUUACAUUAGACAUCGAAAGUAGACAUAGUUCUUGUAGAUACAUAGCGACUUAUCACAGUGUUUUAAUGUGCGACAAACGUUCACCUAAACAAUGUGUACAACAAAAAUGGACUCAUCAGUUUAAGAAUCCGCCGCUAAUUGGCCAAGUUACAAACAGAGAAGACAAAGAAUUCGUUGUUCUAUCUAGUCAAGUGCCUACUGAAAGCAUAAUAGUCAUAAACACUUGGACAAGCGAUGAAAUUUCACAUUCUUUUAAUUUUCCAUUUACGCCUCCCCAUAUUAAGGAGACUCUAGAUGAAUCUCAAUUGCAAGGGAUGUGUCUGAACCCGUAUUUAAGAAAUAGGUUCGAAUUGUCCAAUGUUGGUUCUGCACUUAUACAAAACGAAGCUGACAAUAUAUUCCUCUUUCUUCAAAAUUCAAUCGGUGACGUAUAUUAUCAGUGUAUAACACAUGACAUUCCGAUAGACAAAUAUUCAGCUACUAAUCGUAGGUCAUAUUGCAUAUUAGAUGCUUGGGAAAAGGCAGCAUCUUCCCAAGCAGGCACAAUUGUACCUUUAACUAUUUCUGAAAAAUUGGACAUGCAGUACAUCUACGAUUGUUUCACAAAUAAAAAAUUGCGAUUAAAAUGUAGCGACUAUGAGUCGAAUAAUUUUAAUUCGAGUUGGAAACAGUCUCUUGAGGAAUUAAAUAGUUAUAUGGACAUAUUAGCACCAGAACUACUGGCUGUAUGGGAAAUAUGUGAAGAAGUUCGAUUGCCGUUAACAACAGCACCUCAUCAAAAAGUUUUAAGCUGGCUAGAAUCUGCUGACACUAAGCCUCCAGUUUUUUCUCAAGAGGAAAUGGAAAAUGUCGCAAUACCAAUUAAUUCACAAGAAUUAAUAAGUGUUUCACAAGAAAUAGAUAUAACAGCUCUGGAAGAUAGUAAUGUGUUGCAAGAGUUGCUUCUACCGAAAGUGAAAUCCCGUCCUAAGAAGGGGCAUGCUCGUAAAAAGCCGAAGUUGUGAUGCAUACAAAUUUACUUGGAAUAAUUAUUUUUCUAUGAAAGUGCAAUAAAAUUAUGAACCAACUAUUUGGGUAUAUGAA